AUGGCCAACACGCCUUUCGCCACGCCGUCUCUCGACCGCGAGACGCUUGAUCGCGCCAUCGUCCAAAUGGGGCGUCCUGAGGCAUGGAGUCCGCUCCUGCAGCGGCUCAAUGACGGCAAGCCUCUUCGCCUCGGAGUCUUUGGGGCCUCUGUCGCACAGCAUGGUGGCUGUCUUGACCAGCCCUACAAGCGGUGCAUGGAGUUUGACGGUGUGAGCUUGGCCGAAAUGUCAUGGGGCGAGCCUCGUAAGCGGCCAGUCAAGGGCUGGGCUGUUAGCCUUCUCGAGCACUUCAAUAGCUUGUGGCCGCACCCGCAGCACCAGCUCAACAACAGCGCACUAGACGCCACGCCUGCGCAGGCAGUGCUGCCCUGCCUCUUCUCACAUUUUCCAACUCAGCUCGAUAUGGUGGUCCUUGAAUUUGGCUCGAUGGCGCAAAGUCUUGACCGCUUCGCUGUCGAGGCCGUCGCGCGCAGGUUGCUGAUGAUGCGCCCUCGCCCGCUGCUCCUCCUCCUCUCUGUGCACGCCUGGUGCAACAUGGCGAAGUCGCCUGGCACACCACCCGCUCUUUUCCGCGAAGGAGAUCGAAUCGGGUCGAUGCGCUAUCCGAAGACGCCGUGGUCGGUCGUCGAGGACGAGGCGAGUGCGGUGUGUGAGCGGUAUGGCCAGGCGUGCAUCUCUGUGCACCGUGCGCUGAUGCCACACGUCAGAGCAGGCGCCACCGGCUUCAGCAUCGAUGACAUUACCGGCCCAGACUGCCUGCAUCCAGUCAAUGGCCGGCAUGGCCUGCAGUACGUCGAUCAGAUGCUGCGGCAUUAUGUGGACCGCGUGCGGCUUGCCUACUCUCGGGGCGGCCGCGGAAGCGGAGCUGCUCGCGCGCCACCGUGGGACACCAGCGGCGGGAAAGCGGGCAGUGCGGCCUUUCCCACUCCGCUGCACCGGCGGAAUUCUGUCUCGCCGCCCGCGGCUCGCUGCUACUCCUUCUUGCAGCCGACAGUUCAGAAUGGCCGCCUCAACCACCUCUUUCAAACGAGGCAGCCGAUCGGCUGGCAGUCGGCGAGCUGCGCCGCUGCCGGCGUGUGGCACCCGACAUCGGUGCCCACGCGGCAGCCUCCGCUGGCCGGAUUGCCCGGCCGGAGGUACCACUCCGCGGGAGUGAGUGGCGGGGAGGGCUGUGUGGCGCGCGCGCCUCCCGGUGACGAGUGCCCGGUGUCUCGCUUCGCUGCUCGAUUACCCGCCUUCUUGGCGACCAAGCCGCAGGGCUGGUUCUUUUGCCGCCGCGCGCUGAGCCGGAGCGCCAAGAUCAGCCAGGGCGUGGUGGCACUCGAAGCGGGGGCGACCCUGCGCGCCGUGGUCGACACGCGCGUGCUGGAGGGCGAGGGUGCCGGCGCCGCGGACAACAAGAGCGCGGCUGUACACCUCGGCUUGCAGUACCUCGCCUCGUACGAGGGCAUGGGAAAGGUCGAGCUGCGCUGCGUCAGCGUCUGCUCGUGCUCGACCCACAUGCUCGAUGCGCAUCGGCCAGAGGAGCGCGCCUCCAUCUACAUCACCCACAACUUUCCUAUUUGGGGCGCAGUGGCGCGAUGCGAACUCCAGCUGCAAGUCCUCAACGCCAGCUCGCCCGGUGGCGGCACCAAGUUUAAGGUUCGCAGCCUCGUCGUCACGGCGAGCGCCCACAGCGACGCGGCGCAUGACAUACGUAAGUAG
Messenger RNA from Emiliania huxleyi CCMP1516, 1704 nucleotides. RefSeq lists its product as hypothetical. NCBI's taxonomy places the organism in Eukaryota, Haptophyta, Isochrysidales, Noelaerhabdaceae. The transcript has a single exon. The record is from RefSeq and is a predicted model, not a curated record. The coding region runs from base 1 to 1704 and encodes 567 amino acids.